Molecule: messenger RNA, 5232 nt
Organism: Puma concolor (puma)
Lineage: Eukaryota; Metazoa; Chordata; Mammalia; Carnivora; Felidae
Source: RefSeq, a predicted model, not a curated record
AUGUUCGCGUUUGAGGUGAUUAGGGCUUCUUGUAAGCUUAGAAGUAGGGAGCGCAUGCGAGUGGAAGUCAAAUGCAGAGAGGUGACCCUGGCCCUGCUGGUUGUCUGUGACUGUCCCUUCACAUACAGACAGAGUGACUGCCUUGGCUUUGAGGGUCAGGAGCUGAAUAUCCCAAACACACUCCCCCAUGGAGCCCUGGUGUCCCUUGGGACGCACUCCGGAGUGUGCCGGAGUGACAGAUGGACGGGUGCCUGCUGCCAGUUGCCGUCCACGGGCAAGCCUCGUGGGCCCUCGUGUUGUGUGCAUGGAGGGGCCUCGGAGGAGACGAGGGCUGCUCACAUCGGCGUCCUGAUGGGACAGAAGGCCUGCUACCUGCUGAGGGCCUUAGGAGGAGGGAGGCAUGAUGUACAGCUGGAGAAAUCCGAAGAACUUCAGAGAACUUGCAUUUUGAACAAGGCUUUGAAGGAGACUUUGGAUGUAAAGAAAUGGAUGAGGUCAGAGAUUUAUGGAAAGGGCAUUGCGGUGCUGCCGAAGACCGGAAGAGAAGUGAGCGAGAACAUCGCCAUCUUUUGGUUCCAUCGUAAUUGGGGUGAUUGUGUUAGUAAACAAGAUGUGCAGAUAGUUCAUGAGUUGUAUGGUGGAGGUGCUCGCAAGACGUAUUCAGUGGGCAUGACUCCCAAGAGCUCAUACCUCCCCAUUUUGGCCAUGCUCAAGCAGCAGCAAGGUGGACAGCCAUCUGCUCUGCAGCCGAGGGGUGGCAUCAGUUUUACUGAAGAUGGGGAGACCCCGUUCUACCUGCUGCCGUGCCUGCCUUACUCCAAAGCGAACGUUUGUCACUGCCACAGAACCAGCUUCCUAGAGUUUGAAGGAAGACCAGAUAUGGGCGUGCGGGAAGCGAUGGAAGGAUGUUUUCCAAUAUCUAAAACUAAAGGUGGUUGCCUCUUUGAUGAGCCACAUAGCGCAUGUGGAUAUAGUCAGGCCGAAGAUGAUGACUUCAACUGGGAGCAGGUGAACACCUUGACCAAACCAACUUCUGAUCCGUGGAUGCCCUCAGGUUCUUUCAUGUUGGUGAACACAUCUGGGAGACCUGAGGGGCAGAGGGCCCACCUUCUCUUACCUCAGCUCAAAGAAAAUGACACCCACUGUAUUGAUUUUCACUAUUUUGUAUCCAGCAAGAGUAAUGCUGCUCCUGGGUUACUCAAUGUCUACGUGAAGGUCAACAACGGAGCUUUGGGGAAUCCUAUCUGGAAUAUAUCUGGAGACCCUACCCGCACAUGGAACAGGGCAGAACUGGCCAUUAGUACUUUCUGGCCGAAUUUUUAUCAGGUGAUUUUUGAAGUGAUAACUUCUGGACAUCAAGGCUACCUCGCUAUUGAUGAAGUGAAGGUGUUAGGACAUCCAUGUACCCGAACUCCCCACUUCCUGCGGAUUCAGAACGUGGAAGUCAAUGCCGGCCAGUUUGCCACCUUCCAGUGCAGUGCCAUCGGCCGGACUGUGGCGGGCGACAGGCUCUGGUUGCAGGGCAUCGAUGUACGAGAUGCUCCUCUCAAGGAAAUAAAGGUGACUAGUUCCCGGCGAUUCAUAGCUUCAUUUAAUGUCGUGAAUACAACAAAACGGGACGCUGGAAAGUAUCGCUGCAUGAUUCGCACCGAAGGAGGUGUUGGAAUAUCAAACUACGCAGAAUUGGUAGUUAAAGAACCACCUGUUCCCAUCGCUCCUCCCCAGCUCGCCUCCGUGGGGGCAACCUACCUGUGGAUCCAACUCAAUGCCAACUCCAUCAAUGGGGACGGGCCCAUUGUUGCCCGAGAGGUGGAAUACUGCACGGCAAGCGGGAGCUGGAAUGACCGGCAGCCAGUGGAUUCCACGAGUUACAAAAUCGGGCACCUGGACCCGGAUACCGAGUAUGAGAUCAGCGUGCUGCUCACCAGACCCGGGGAGGGCGGCACUGGGUCUCCUGGGCCAGCUCUCCGGACAAGAACAAAGUGUGCUGAUCCCAUGCGUGGCCCAAGAAAACUGGAAGUGGUGGAAGUCAAGUCUCGACAAAUCACCAUCCGCUGGGAGCCAUUCGGAUAUAAUGUAACUCGCUGCCAUAGCUAUAAUCUCACGGUCCACUACUGUUACCAAGUGGGAGGGCAGGAGCAAGUGCGAGAAGAAGUAAGCUGGGACACAGAUAAUUCACACCCUCAACAUACGAUCACUAACCUCUCACCAUACACCAACGUCAGUGUGAAACUCAUCCUCAUGAAUCCCGAGGGACGGAAAGAAAGUCAAGAACUCAUAGUACAGACAGAUGAAGACUUGCCAGGCGCUGUUCCCACUGAAUCCAUCCAAGGAAGUACUUUUGAAGAGAAGAUAUUUCUUCAGUGGCGGGAACCGAUUCAAACAUAUGGUGUCAUCACAUUAUAUGAGAUCACCUACAAAGCUGUCAGUUCCUUUGACCCAGAAAUAGACUUAUCCAAUCAAAGUGGAAGAGUUUCAAAACUGGGAAAUGAAACCCAUUUUCUAUUCUUUGGACUGUAUCCGGGGACCACGUACUCCUUUACUAUCCGAGCUAGCACAGCUAAGGGAUUUGGACCUCCAGCAACAAAUCAGUUUACCACCAAAAUAUCAGCACCCUCUAUGCCGGCUUAUGAACUGGAGACCCCUUUGAAUCAAACGGACAACACAGUGACAGUCAUGCUGAAACCUGCACACAGCCGGGGCGCACCUGUCAGUGUCUAUCAAGUAGUUGUUGAGGAAGAACGACCUCGAAGAACUAAAAAGACAACCGAAAUCUUAAAGUGUUACCCCGUGCCAAUUCACUUCCAGAAUGCAUCAAUUCUGAACUCACAGUAUUACUUUGCUGCAGAAUUCCCAGCAAACAGUCUCCAAGCUGCUCAGCCUUUUACUAUUGGUGAUAAUAAGACAUACAACGGAUACUGGAACACUCCCCUUCUCCCCCAUAAAAGCUACAGAAUUUAUUUCCAAGCUGCUAGUAGAGCCAAUGGGGAAACCAAAAUAGACUGUGUCCGAGUGGCCACAAAAGCUGCGAUAAUCGUGACUCAGCUUACAACACCUUACAUUCGCAUCGCCCCUGCCGCAGGCGACGACCAGCUGACAGGAGCUGCCACCCCGAAGCCAGUUCCAGAACCCGAGAAGGAAACAGACCACACGGUCAAAAUUGCUGGAGUCAUUGCCGGCAUCUUGCUGUUCGUCAUUAUAUUCCUUGGAGUUGUGUUGGUAAUGAAGAAAAGGAAACUAGCCAAGAAGCGGAAGGAGACAAUGAGCAGCACCCGGCAGGAGAUGACCGUGAUGGUGAACUCAAUGGACAAGAGCUAUGCCGAGCAAGGCACCAACUGCGACGAGGCGUUCUCGUUCAUGGACACGCACAAUCUGAACGGGAGAUCUGUGUCUUCACCAUCAUCCUUCACAAUGAAAACGAAUACACUGAGCACAUCGGUGCCCAAUUCCUACUACCCAGACCCAUUUGUGCCAACUGCAAUUUUAGUGCCAAUAAAUGAUGAAAGCCACACGAUGGCCAGCGACACCAGCAGCCUGGUGCAGUCCCAUACUUACAAGAAGCGCGAGCCGGCCGACGUGCCCUACCAGACCGGGCAGCUUCACCCCGCCAUCCGCGUGGCAGACCUGCUCCAACACAUCACGCAGAUGAAGUGUGCCGAGGGUUACGGCUUCAAGGAGGAAUACGAGAGCUUCUUUGAAGGGCAGUCUGCACCAUGGGACUCCGCUAAGAAAGAUGAGAACAGAAUGAAGAACAGAUAUGGGAAUAUCAUUGCAUAUGAUCAUUCGCGGGUGAGACUACAGACCAUAGAAGGAGAUACCAACUCCGACUACAUCAAUGGAAAUUAUAUCGAUGGUUAUCAUCGACCCAAUCAUUAUAUCGCUACCCAAGGACCAAUGCAGGAGACCAUCUAUGACUUCUGGAGGAUGGUGUGGCACGAAAACACCGCAAGCAUCAUAAUGGUGACCAACCUCGUGGAAGUGGGAAGGGUCAAAUGCUGCAAAUACUGGCCAGAUGACACAGAGAUAUAUAAAGACAUUAAAGUGACCCUAAUAGAAACAGAACUACUGGCAGAAUAUGUGAUAAGAACGUUUGCUGUUGAAAAGGGAGGGGCCGGAAGUGAAGCAAACUGCAGUCCAUCCACAGAAGUGGCACAGAGAGGUGUUCAUGAAAUCCGAGAGAUCAGACAGUUUCACUUCACUGGCUGGCCAGAUCACGGGGUCCCCUAUCAUGCCACAGGGCUUCUGGGGUUCGUCCGGCAGGUCAAAUCCAAGAGCCCGCCCAACGCAGGCCCGUUGGUGGUGCACUGCAGUGCUGGUGCGGGGAGGACCGGCUGCUUCAUCGUCAUCGAUAUCAUGUUGGACAUGGCGGAAAGGGAAGGCGUGGUGGACAUCUAUAACUGCGUCCGGGAGCUGCGGUCACGGAGAGUGAACAUGGUGCAGACAGAGACCCUGAACAUGGUGACGCCCACACUGCGGGUGGAAGACUGCAGCAUCGCGCUUCUGCCCCGGAACCAUGAGAAGAACCGCUGCAUGGACAUCCUGCCCCCGGACCGCUGCCUGCCUUUCCUCAUCACCAUCGACGGGGAGAGUAGCAACUACAUCAACGCGGCCCUCAUGGACAGCUAUAAACAGCCUUCGGCUUUUAUAGUCACCCAGCAUCCUUUGCCAAACACGGUGAAAGACUUCUGGAGACUGGUCCUGGAUUAUCACUGCACGUCUGUGGUUAUGCUAAAUGAUGUGGAUCCUGCCCAGUUGUGUCCGCAGUACUGGCCAGAGAAUGGAGUUCACAGACAUGGCCCCAUCCAAGUGGAAUUUGUUUCUGCUGACUUAGAAGAAGACAUCAUCAGCAGGAUAUUCCGUAUUUAUAAUGCAGCCAGACCCCAAGAUGGAUACCGGAUGGUGCAGCAAUUCCAGUUCCUGGGCUGGCCCAUGUACAGGGACACGCCGGUGUCCAAGCGCUCCUUCUUGAAGCUCAUUCGCCAGGUGGACAAGUGGCAGGAGGAAUACAACGGGGGCGAAGGCCGCACGGUUGUGCACUGCUUGAACGGGGGAGGCCGCAGCGGGACGUUCUGCGCCAUCAGCAUCGUCUGUGAGAUGCUCCGGCACCAGAGGACGGUCGACGUCUUCCACGCCGUGAAGACGCUGAGGAACAACAAGCCCAACAUGGUGGACCUCCUGGAUCAGUACAAGUUCUGCUACGAGGUGGCCCUGGAAUACUUGAAUUCUGGCUGA